AUGUAUUUAGGAUUUCUCAUUAGUUUUGCAUCCUCUAAUCAGAACAAACCUGUUUUAGAGAAUUGCAACUACUAUAGUACAUAUAACUAUAGUUGUGCAACAAUUCCUUCAGGAAUGAACUAUAUAGAUGGUUUACUUCGCUGCAAUUCAUCAUCACAAGUCAUAGAUUUAACAUCAGACGAAAUGACAUGCAUUGAUUACGCAAGUGGCACAAAAGUUUUAUAUGAUACAGCAGUAGUUUCUGAAAAUACAACAGGACUCUCAUCAAAAAUGAUUGUUUUCUUCGAUCAAUCCGAUAAAUUCUCAUCUAGACUCAGUACAGAUUACGGCAACUUAUUAGAUGAUGCCGUUAAAGCAUGCAAAUCAAAUUACGCUCAAAUGUACACUCCUUGCCAAAUUGUUGCUUCAGGAUGUGCACUUUCCAGCUACUAUCCCCAUUCCCCAGCAUGCAUUGCCUACAACGCAUUGCCAGCAGCAAAUUCAACAACAUAUGAAUAUAAAUACUGGCCAGCAAAUCGUCCAUUCAUAGAAUACGGAGUUCAAGCAUCCAAAGUUAUAGAUGAGCAUAUAAUGAAUACUACAUUUUCCAAAGAAGAACAGAUAAAUAUUGUUUUAGCUCGUUACAGUCAAAACGGAACAUUCCUUGGCUACGUACCUCUUACAAACCAGUUCGACAUUUGCACUGAAAAACGCGACGUAAAUCUCAUGUGGCAGCUUUACGGAACUGGUUACGUCAGCGAAUGCGAAGUAAACAUCAUGGAUAUAUUUAAUUCUACAACAACCGAUGUUUACGAUCCAUUCUUAGUACAAGAAGUUUCAGGAACAAAUGUUUUACGUCCAAUUCCUGUAAAUGUUUUAUCAUAUCGCGAUGCAAAUGAAAUUCCAGUAAAUCAGAGAAGUAUUGAACGUAAGAAACGUUUAUUCCGUCGUUUCUUCGCAUUGGAUAAUUAUACAAACCCAAUUUUCAUUCAAUAUCUUUCAUCAAUGUCAAUUAAAUUCGAACACUUCAAUGAAACAUCUGAGGAACGUAUACCAGUCAUUACUGUUGGAUAUACAACAGUUCGCCGCUCAGAUCUUCAAGAAUCAGAUUAUCCAAUUUAUCUUGACGUUGAAUCCUUUACAACCAGCAACUAUUCAUUCUCCAUUGAAUUCUCAACAAAUAUUGAAUCAUAUUGGGAGGCUGCUCUCAUCACUCUCAUCGUUUUAGCCAUUAUUUGUAUUAUUAUUUGGCUUUAUCGUGCAGUUGUUACAGUUAAACGUUAUGGAACAGAAGGAAUUGACUUCAAAGUCAUUGCUGCUCUAUUUGCAGAAGCUUUCAACAUAGUUGCAUGGUUAUUAUUCAUAAUGGCAUUUGUUUUCUCAUUUGCAAUCUUCUGUGCCUACAAAUGGACACCAUCCUCCAAGUAUACAAUCCUUGGAAACGAGUUUGGAAUCCUUACAGGCUUUAUUUGGGCCGCUUGGGUCUUAUCAUUCAUCGGAUUAGUCAUUAAGUACGUUUUAAUGCUUACUUCAGAGACAUUUCUCAUUGAUUGGGAGCCACGUCGUCCAUCCAUCCCUGUUUCAGCGUGGCGCCGCAUUCUUGUUGGUAAUGAAUUUCUUAAAUUACACACAAGAAGGUCAUACAACAUUCCUUUCACAGUUAUCACCCUCGUGUUCAUUCUCGGAGGCUUUGGAGUUGACAAACUCCAAGCUGUUCUUCCAAGUUCAACGUUAAUCGAGUCAGGAUCGAAUUACGGAGUUUUAAGGUUCGCAAUUGUCACUUUUAUUUACAUUUUAUUAUUAAUUUUCCAAUAUAUCGUUACACGUAUUGUUUGGCUCAUUUCUGGCUCUCCUUAUGAAGACUUCGCACGUCUUUGUGGUACAGCAAAUGUUUCUGUAUUAACUUUGUUGUCUCCAAGCUGGGCUAUUUAUCUAAAUGGCCGCGCAAUGAAGCCAGCAGAUGAAGGAGACAUUAAAUUGAUACAGAGUAUUUCAGAAGCAGAAAAAGGAGCUUUGUCAAUUAAACCGUUGUCAGAAAACCGUCCAGAACAAGUUUACGAAUGCUUCUUUGCUCCUAAGCUCAGGGAACCAUUAUACCAAGCCUACGACAGAAUAGUUGAGAUGCAUCACAUGAGACCGAAGAAUUUGAAGAGAGCAAAUACAUCAAUUGUUUCUCUUGAAGCUAUGUCUUCUUUCGAACAAUUAAAUGUCUUUUUGCAAAGAUUUUUCGGCGCAGAAGGAAAAGACAGAGAAUACGAUGUUUGGAAGACACCUUUCGGUUACAAACUCUCUAGAAUGCCACCAGAACCACCAGAGAGAUCCCUACUUUAUGCACAAUCAACAAAUUCAUUAAGAAAAGCCAUCGACGGUUAUGGUGAAUGGUUGUUGGCACUUUUCGAUUUAUUACUUUUCGUUUGUGUCGAUUACCAAGCAUCGUCAACACCUAUUGCUGCAUUCGUGACACUCAUUAUCGAUGCAGUUAUGAUGGCAGCUUGGAGAUCUGCUGCUAAGAGAAACUUGGCAAGAAAAUCUCUUAUCGAUAAUCGUUUCUUCCUUAACUAA
Trichomonas vaginalis G3 is the source of this 2541-nucleotide messenger RNA. RefSeq names its product Meckel-Gruber Syndrome (MKS)-like protein family. The transcript has a single exon. Bases 1 to 2541 code for a protein of 846 amino acids. The record is from RefSeq and is a predicted model, not a curated record. NCBI's taxonomy places the organism in Eukaryota, Parabasalia, Trichomonadida, Trichomonadidae. Gene Ontology annotation, biological process: cilium assembly. Gene Ontology annotation, cellular component: MKS complex; ciliary transition zone.